AUGGCAAAAGAAACAAAAGCCGAAAGCGUUGACAGCUGGUGUUAUGAAGACGAGUUGUCAAUGCUUGAAGCAAAACGCAACGUCUUCUUUGAACUCGUCCAGGGUAUUUAUAAAAAGUCGCUAGUUGCCGAUACAGAUGCAGUGAGUCGCGAAAGUUUUCUUGACGCUGCUGACACUAUUGACGAACUUCGGACGGAGUUCAAAGAAGUGGUAAAUGAGUACAACCGCACGCUACUGAGGACUAAGAUGGCUGCUGUCCCUAACUAUCAGCCGCUCAUAGCCUUUGAAGAUUUGUACUGCCGCAUCAGGAGAGUGGUCAAGCGACUGCAACCAGCCGCACCGCCGGCCUCUUCGCCGCCUUUAUCGGUGGAGAGAGCUAGACCUUUGCCAACGAUGGAACUGGUAGCGUUUGAUGGAGACAUACGUAACUGGCCGCUGUUCUACGCUAGUUUUAAAUCGAGAGUGCAGUGCAGUGCACUUGCUGCCUCUAACAAUAAAAUGUCAAAUCAAGACUCAGCAUCUUCGUGUGACACGGUUUUGCUGUCCACCGCAAAGGUCAUCGUUCGCGACAGUAAGGGUGAAACGCAGGUUAUCAAAUGUCUGCUUGACACCGCGUCACAAAGUAACUUCAUUACUGAAGAAUGUUGUAGGCGCUUAGGUUUAACUUUUGAUAGGAAACCAAGCUCUGUAUUUGGCAUUGGAAAAACCAAGAAAAUUGUUAAGGGGAACGCAAACGUAAAAGUAUUUUCGCGAUUCGACGAUAAUGUCAACUUCGAUGUUUCGAGUUUGGUGGUCGAUCGCAUCACCGACGACCUGCCGUCAGUGCCCGUGGACAUGUCAGCACUGACACAUGUUCAUGGUCUCCCUCUAGCUGACGACACGUUGGAUACGCCCGUCGCCAUUGAUGUACUGGUGGGUGCAACUAUAUUUCCACAUUUGCUGCUGCCGCACAUCGUCAAAAGCGAAGUGGACUAUAUGCCACCAGCUAUACAGACGGUACUGGGGUAUAUUUUAAUGGGUUCGGUGCCUGCUUUACAGCCACCGCGUAAAUAUACUUCAGCUUGUUGCACUUCCGUGGAUUCCAUGGACCACCUCCUCAAAAAGUUCUGGGAACUUGAGGAAGUAUCCGCUCCGCCCGCUCAAAGCCAGGAUGACUUUGAAUGCGAGGAAUAUUUCCGCGCCACCACUACGCGCGACGCUAGUGGUAGAUAUAUUGUGGCAUUGCCUUUCCGAGAUGACGUGUUCAAGCUCGGAGAGUCGCAUUCGGCUGCUAAGAGGCGCUUUCUUUGUCUUGAAAGAAAGCUAGAGUCAUCGAGUGUGUUACGUGCCGCCUAUGACGAUAUAAUUCGUGAAUACGUCAGUAAGGAUUAUAUAUCGGACGUGACUAACUCUCUCAACGCGAACACCUCUUCAGCCCUCGCAUACAUAAUUCCUCAUCAUGCUGUCGUGCGUGAGGAUAAGACCACUACCAAAGUUCGUAUGGUCCUGGACUCGAGUAGCAAGACAACUACAGGCCUGUCGCUGAAUGAUGUCUUGCACUCAGGGCCCAAUCUUCAAGGGAUUUUAUUUUCAAUCCUCUUGAACUUUCGCUUAUUCAAAAUAGCGCUUUCAGCCGAUUGUCGCCAAAUGUUUUUACAGAUUGGUGUUCGCGAAUCGGACCGCCAGUUUCAACGAAUCUUAUAUAGAUUCCGCCCGGCAGAUCCCAUUUCGACAUACGAAUUUAACCGUGUGUGUUUUGGUAUGAAGUCGAGCCCAUAUCACGCGCUCCGCGUCGUUCACCAGCUGAUUGCAGACGACGGACAUAAGUUUCCAAUGGCAGCAGCGAUCGCAUCGUCCUGCACAUACAUGGAUGACGUAUGCUUCAGCAUUAUGUCAGAUGAUUCGCAACAGCGGGAUGAAUCUGUUGCUAUCGCUGCGGCUAAGGAGCUUAUUGACCUAUUCAAAUGCGGUCAAUUUGAUCUUGUCAAAUGGACCUGCAACUCAGAGACCGUGCUACGUGAGAUACCUGCUUCUCAUAGGGCUUCCGUAGACUUGGAAAUAGACCCAGGAGUCUCGCAAAAAGUCCUUGGCUUGUGUUGGAAUAAAUCUGGCGAUUAUUUCCAUUUCAAGGUGACAGAGCCAGAUCCAACGUGCACUAAAAGGACAAUCUUGUCUGCAGUGGCUCGCCUAUGGGAUAACGUCGGCUUAGUAGCUCCAGUUGUCCUUUACGCAAAACUCCUCAUACAGGAGCUUUGGUUGAUCAAAUGCGACUGGGAUGAGACUCCCCCGACCCAUAUUGUAAAUUUAUGGGAACGAUUUUGUUCUGAGUUGCCAAAAUUGAAUGAAAUUCAUAUACCGCGUCAUCUCGGGGUAGUACAAGGUUGUACUAUAAACCUCUUAGGCUUCGGUGAUGCUUCCGAGCGGGCAUAUGGAGGUGUAGUUUAUCUUCAGGUCAUAAACGGGAAUGAAGUGACAGUUCGAUUGGUGUGUUCCAAGUCGAAGGUCUCUCCCUUGAAGACAGUCUCUGUAGCGAGAUUAGAGCUGUGUGCUGCUGUCCUCCUGGCAAAGCUCAUGCGGAAGGUGCAAGAUAAUUUCGAGCCCCGUUACAACAUUAACGAGAUCUACGCCUUUACUGACUCGAAAGUUGCGCUCUGCUGGAUUCAGUCAUCACCACACCGCUGGCAAACAUUCGUUGCCAAUCGCGUUGUUAAGAUAAUUGAAGCUGUACCGGCCAGCUGCUUCCAUCAUGUGGCGGGCUUAGAAAAUCCCGCGGAUUGCUUGUCGCGUGGCCUGACGCCUACUAAGCUUGUGGAUCAUCCUUUGUGGUUUACAGGACCGGCUUGGGCAUCCAAGCAUCCAUCAGAACGAAUAACUUCUAACGACGCUUGCUCAGAUAGAAGCGCUCGUUAA
Leguminivora glycinivorella is the source of this 2889-nucleotide messenger RNA. RefSeq lists its product as uncharacterized. The transcript has a single exon. Lineage: Eukaryota; Metazoa; Arthropoda; Insecta; Lepidoptera; Tortricidae. The record is from RefSeq and is a predicted model, not a curated record. Bases 1 to 2889 code for a protein of 962 amino acids.